CUGCUUGAGUAGGAACUCGGGCCCCUGACUCAAUUUCUAUAGCAUUCUAUACUCUACCUGCAGCGCUGUUUUCCCAACGACCUGCCUCAUUCCAUCAAAAUGGGCAGCUACACCCCCAUCGCCAACCAGGAAACCUACACCCUCUCCAACGGCAUCCGAAUCCCCGCCAUCGGCUUCGGCACCUUCGCCAACGAAGGCGCUAAAGGCGAAACCUACGCCGCCGUCACGCACGCUCUCGAAACCGGCUACCGGCAUCUCGACUGCGCCUGGUUCUACCAAAACGAAGAUGAAGUCGGCGAUGCCGUGCACGACUUCCUCGCCGCAAACCUACAAGUCAAGCGAGAAGAUGUCUUCAUCUGCACCAAAGUCUGGAACCACCUCCACGAGCCGGACGAAGUGAAAUGGAGUCUUCAGAACUCCCUCGAGAAGCUGCGGCUGGACUACGUCGACUUAUUCCUCGUGCAUUGGCCGAUUGCAGCGGAGAGCGACGAGAAGCGCAUGCCGAAGCUGGGUAAAGAUGGGAAGUACGUUAUCAGGAGGGAACUCACGGAGAAUCCGGAGCCGACGUGGCGAGCCGUGGAGGAAGUCUAUCGGGAGCGGAAAGCGAGAGCGAUUGGCGUGUCGAACUGGACGAUUCCGGGGUUGCAGCAGCUGAUGAGCUUUGCAGAGGUGAAGCCGCACGUCAACCAGAUCGAGUGCCAUCCGUUCUUGCCCAAUACGCCGCUCAUCGACUUUUGCUUCCAGCACGAUAUCCUGCCGGAAGCGUAUUCGCCGCUGGGCUCGCAGAACCAAGUGCCCAACACGGGGGAGAAGGUGCGCACAAACGCUACGCUGAACGAAGUGGCGGAGCGCAGUCGUCACACGCUAGCUCAAGUGCUCCUGGCAUGGGGGCUCAGGAGGGGAUACGUCGUCCUCCCGAAGAGUUCAACGCCCAGCAGGAUCGAGAGUAAUUGGAUGAUUCCGGAGCUGAGCGACGAGGACUUCCAGGUGGUGGAGAGCGUGGCCAGGGGACGGCAUACGCGGUUUGUGAAUAUGAAGGACACGUUUGGGUACGAUGUCUGGGCGGAUGAAGACGAUACUGGAUUGGCCAGGUUGGCUGAGUGAGGAAGUCCGAGUCAUGGGUGGUUCGGAAUGAAUGGUUCGGGGUUUCUUAGAGGCUAGUGAUUGUGUGUUAGCGAUCCCACCGAAGCGGCAGAG
Messenger RNA from Trematosphaeria pertusa, 1197 nucleotides. Its product is annotated as Aldo/keto reductase. Gene Ontology annotation, cellular component: cytosol. Gene Ontology annotation, molecular function: aldose reductase (NADPH) activity. The record is from RefSeq and is a predicted model, not a curated record. Bases 100 to 1104 code for a protein of 334 amino acids. NCBI's taxonomy places the organism in Eukaryota, Fungi, Ascomycota, Dothideomycetes, Pleosporales, Trematosphaeriaceae. The transcript has a single exon.